Molecule: messenger RNA, 5241 nt
Organism: Anopheles arabiensis
Lineage: Eukaryota; Metazoa; Arthropoda; Insecta; Diptera; Culicidae
Exons: 3
Coding region: 1-5034 (1677 amino acids)
Biological process (GO): DNA integration
Molecular function (GO): zinc ion binding; nucleic acid binding
Source: RefSeq, a predicted model, not a curated record
AUGUCGAAGCAGGACAAGUUGCGGUACAAGGAGCUCAAGCGGCACCAAUACAUGGACUCCAUCAAUCGUGUGAAAGAGUUCGUAAAAACGUUCACAAGUGAACAACAAAAUCAAGUGUCGACGCGACUCGAUCGUUUGGAAAAGAUUUGGGAAUCUUUUGAAACAGUGCAAGAAGACAUCGAAGAUUUGGAAAUCUCCGAGGAAGGCGUUGCAACUAAUGCGCGUAUUAGAGCAGAAAUGGAGGAAACGUAUUUGUACGCAAAGGCGCAAUUGCGUAGUAUGUUGCCCAUUCCGGCAGCCGCUGAAGUUGUGUCUGUUGCUGCAAAUGCUGCUUCAUCUUCUUCUUCAAGAGUGAAGCUCCCAUUGAUCGCACUGCCAGAGUUCGCAGGAAAUUUCGAUGCGUGGUUAACGUUCCACGACACAUACGUCUCACUCAUACACUCAUCGACGGACAUAACGGCAAUCGAAAAAUUCCACUACCUUCGAGCUUCACUCAAAGAAGAAGCUGCGAAUUUAAUACAAUCCAUUUCGGUUACGAGUGAGAAUUAUGAUUUGGCAUGGAGUACGAUCGUCAAACGUUAUUCCAACCCAAUCAUUUUGCGUAAGAAGCAUAUUCGAUCGCUCAUAUCGCUUCCCAAGAUGAAAGAAACGGGAGCAGUGGCGCUCAACCGUUUGGUUGACGAUUUUCGACGGCAUGUCAAAAUCCUAGAACAAUUGAAAGAACCCGUGAAAUCGUUCAGUUCAAUUCUCAUCGAGUUGAUGGCGGAUAAGCUGGAUGAUGAAACACUCCGUGUGUGGGAAGAAGCCCAUGCCGAUGAAGAUCCUACAUUUACGGACAUGAUGGCAGAAGUGUGGUGCAGUUCCCAAAAACCAAUAAAGACAAAGGUAUCGUUGCAUGCUGCUACUACUAAUACCAACAACGUACCAGUGUGUGUGAUGUGCAAAAAGAACGGGCACAGUAUAGCGUCGUGCAAUGUGUUCAAAGGCACUAAUACACAAGAACGCAUGAGAGUGGUGAGUGAGAAAAGGCUGUGCAGAAAUUGCUUGAAAGCAGGACAUUUGGCCCAUGCGUGUGCGUCCAAAUACAAUUGCCAGCAGUGUUCUCAGCGUCACCACACACUACUUCAUGCUCAAGUAGAAAACAGCAGUGUAUUAAUGGGUGAGACUUCUAGCUCUUCAACAAUGGCGUUGGCAUCGUCGAAGAAAUCCGCCGUUAACGCUAUACUCUCUACAGUGGUAUUGGUUGUUGUCGAUGCAUACGGCAAAGAACACUUAGCGCGAGCAUUGCUGGACAACGGAUCGCAGCCGAACGCGAUCAGUGAACAUCUUUGUCAGCUUUUACGACUACCACGAAAGCCCGCUAGCGUUUCAAUUGCUGGUGUCGACAGCACUACCACCAAUGCAAAGCACAUAGUAUGUACAGAAGUGCGAUCUCGGAUCUACCACUACCGACAAGCAAUGAAUUUCCUUGUGUUGAAGAAAGUAACGCAGAACAUUCCUUCAACGUCGUUUUCUACUGCUGCCGUCGGCGUUCCUUCGAACUACGUUCUGGCCGAUCCAGAUUUCGGGACCGCGCGGCGCGUGGAUAUGAUCAUCGGUGCAGCAUAUUUCUAUUCGUUGCUGCGUGGUGGUCAAGUGCAUUUGCCAAACCAGCGAAACGUUCUCAUCGACACGGUGUUUGGCUGGCUCGUAGCAGGAGAUACACCGACCUUUCAUGAAUCGCAAUCGCAAACAACAAUUAGUUGCCACAUGAUGGAGGCAACCGACAAACUACUAGAACAGCUGGAGCGAUUUUGGAAGGUCGAAGAGCUUGCUAUAACAUCAUUGUCUCCCGUUGAACAACAGUGCGAGCAGUACUUCAAGCAGACGACGAAUCGAGAUCACACCGGCAGAUACGUCGUUCGCAUGCCGAAACACCACGACUACGCUCAGAUGCUUGGCGAUUCGAAGGCUGUAGCCCAGAAGCGCUUUCGGUUGUUGGAGCAGAGGCUGGCUAAAGACAAGCAUCUGAAGCAGCAGUACGAUGACUUCAUGCGAGAAUACGUGACGCUGGGUCACAUGUUUCCUGUGCCGGUUGAAGAGGACAGCAUGGCUGCGGUUCACUACUUGCCGCAUCAUCCGGUGGUGAAAGAGUCCAGCACGACGACCAAGGUGCGUGUGGUUUUCGACGGCUCGGCGAAGACAACCACGGGGCAUUCUCUAAACGAUGUCUUGCAUGUAGGACCAAUCGUGCAAGAUGAGCUGCUGUCUCUCGUCGUGCGAUUCCGCAAGUAUAAGGUGGCGGUGAUCGCCGACAUCGAGAAAAUGUAUCGCCAGGAAACAGAAGUUGUGCAAACUUUUGAGUUGGCAACGGUGACGUAUGGUCUGGCUCCAUCGUCAUUCCUAGCAACACGUACGCUACUUCAACUAGCUGAGGAUGAAGGCGCUCCUUACCCUUUGGCAACUGAAGCCGUAAAGAAGAACUUGUACGUGGACGAUCUGAUCUCCGGCGCAGAAAGCAUUGAGCAAGCAAUUCAACUUCGUGACGAACUGACCAGUCUCAUGAGUAAGGGAGGUUUCAGGUUCCGAAAAUGGUGCUCAAACGAGUUGAGUGUGCUUGAUGGGUUGACACCUGAUCUGCUUGGAACAACAGCAUCCCAUGAAUUCGAAGCAGCCGCAAAUGUCAAGACGCUUGGCAUAUGUUGGGAACCACCAAACGAUGUAUUCCGCUUCACGAUUGCUAUCCCUGAUGUACGACCCUACACGAAACGUACAGUGCUAUCUACGAUUGCCCAACUGUACGAUCCGCUUGGCUUGCUAUCGCCUAUCAUCGUGCAAGCAAAAAUCCUCUUACAGGAACUUUGGGCAAACCAACUCGGUUGGGAUGACGAAUUGCCGCGGCAAUUGUGUGACAAAUGGGAAGAAUUUUGCGAACAGCUCCCCAUGCUAGCUCGUUUCAAGAUCCCGAGAUUUGCUUUGACACCCAACUAUAACUAUGUAGAGCUGCAUUGUUUUGCAGACGCAUCAGAAGCAGCUUAUGGUGCGUGUGCCUACCUGAGAUCGCAAAGCAUCAACGGCACAACCCAAGUAACGCUGCUAGCUUCUAAAUCGAGAGUGGCUCCUCUCAAACCACUUACCAUCCCUAGACUGGAACUAUGCGCAGCCUUGCUAGCUGCCAGAUUACAGCAGAAACUAAUAUCAGCCAUUGACAUGGCAGUAAACGAAACACAUAUGUGGUCCGAUUCAACCAUCACGCUGCAAUGGCUUGCAGCACCACCUAGAACGUGGAAAACUUUCAUCGCAAACCGAGUAGGAGAGAUACAAGCUGCUACCAAUGGAUGCAUUUGGCAUCAUGUGCCAGGGAUCGAGAACCCUGCCGACAUGCUAUCCAGAGGUGUUUCUGCGGAAUUGCUUUUGGAAAGCAACAUGUGGAUGCAUGGACCAGAUUGGCUGAUGAACGAUAGCUCGUGCUGGCCCAGCAAAUCGUAUGGACAACAGCACUUCACUGAUGAUGAGCUGGAAAGAAAGGGUAACGUUGUGUUAACUGCCCAAGUAGUCGAGCCCGACCCAUUGCUCCUACGAUACUCCUCAUUCAGAACGUUGGUUCAUGUAACUGCAUAUUGCAUGCGAUUUUGCCACAUUGCGCGUGGUAAAGAACAACGCGAAACGAGCAAUCUCUCUGUGGAUGAGAUUCAAAAUGCUAAAAUCGUUUUAGUAAAGAUGGUACAGCGACAAGUAUUUCCCGAUGAACUACGACAACUGCGUAAGAAACAAAAGCUUGCUGGUGGAUCCCCACUCAAGCUACUCCAUCCAUUCAUUGACAAGGAUGGUGUCAUACGUGUUGGUGGCAGACUUGGACAUGCCGAUUUGCCAUUCUGUGUGAAGCAUCCGAUCGUCAUUCCUGGGUAUCAUCCAUUUACCCAAUUGCUGUUGAGGCAGCAACAUGAGAAGGUGAUGCAUGGUGGCAUCACAUCAACACUUUCAGCCAUUCGCGAGGAGUUUUGGCCAUUGAAUGGCAGGAGAGCGGUUCGAUCUACCAUCCGAGCAUGUUAUCGCUGCAACCGAGCCAAUCCUGUUCCAAUUCAGCAACCGAUGGGACAGCUACCGCUUUCUCGAGUCACUGCAAACGAAGCAUUUGUCUGUACAGGUGUGGAUUACUGUGGGCCGAUAAUGCUGAAGCCUGUUCAUCGCAAAGCAGCUCCUCAAAAGGCGUACCUAUGCAUUUUUGUAUGCAUGAGCACCAAAGCAGUGCAUUUGGAGCUUGUGGGUGACCUAAGUACAUCAGGGUUCCUGAAGGCGUUAGACCGUUUCAUCUUCCGACGAAACAAGCCGAACCAUAUCUAUUCGGAUAAUGGUACAAAUUUCGUCGGCGCAAAGAACGCACUUCACCAAGUCUACCAGAUGCUGCAUGACGAAGCUCAAAACCGUCAAAUCAAUAACUACCUAGCAGAAGAAGGAAUUGAAUGGCACCUUAUUCCACCUCGUGCACCAAACUUCGGUGGGCUUUGGGAAGCCGCCGUGAAGGUGGCCAAGAAGCUUUUGGUCAGGCAGUUAGGUGUCUCGCUACUAUCUUAUGAGGAUCUGGCAACAGUGCUGAUCAAAAUCGAAGGCUGCAUGAAUUCUCGUCCGUUGACGCCGCUUUCGAAUGACCCUAACGAUUUGUCAGCUUUAACACCGAGUCAUUUUCUCAUCAAGGGAAUGAUGCGUCCACCUCCAGACACUGACAUACGGGAUGUCCCGACCAAUCGACUCGACCAGUAUCAGCGGUUGCAGAAGUACGCUCAACAUUUCUGGCAGCGCUGGCGUACAGAGUAUCUUCAUGAGCUUGCUCAGCAACAGCGACGUAAUCCACCAGAACAACAAGUCUCUAUCGGAGACAUAGUCAUUAUCAAGGAUGAACAUCUCCCACCCGCUCGUUGGCCCUUGGCUCGGAUCGUGGAAGUACACCCUGGGCAGGAUGGGAUUGUGCGUGUUGUUACCUUAAAAACUGCCUCUGGGGUAAUGAAGAGACCGUCGUCUAAGAUAUGUUUGUUAGAGUGUUCACGAGAAUUUUGAAAACUUAGUUGUUCAAGGGGGCCGGUAUGUUUGGUACCGCAUACGGUGGGAUGUGCUGGUGAGGAGAAGUGUAGAGGAACGAGAAUUUUUUGCGUGAGUGUGUGCGUGUUUUUGCACACGCUGCUUGAGCUGGGUGCGCGGCGCUCAGCGAUCAGUCGCGAAUCGAUACUGAAUAAAGACACACGUGAACUGUACAAUCAAUAUAAA